AUGUCGGCGACACCCGAUCGCGCGCUGCCGGCGUGCGCGGGACAUCGCGCGAUUCGCGUGGGAAACGACGUCUACGUCGUCGGCGGGCGGUUCAAGGGCGGAACGUCGCCGUCGUCGUCCUCGAUUUCUGUGUUCAAAAUGAUUCUUCGAGAUGGUUUAGAUGAGGUGGAGUGGAUUCGCGUCGAGACGCGAGGCGAACAGAAGCCGGUGGCGCGCAGAGGCGCGUCGGUCACCGCGACGGGCGGGAACAGGCUCGUCGUCUUCGGCGGCGAAGACGAAGAGGGUAGGUUCUUGAAUGACGCUUGGAUCUUAGACAUGACGUCGCUCGAGUGGGAGCACGUGCACGCGCCCGGUGGGCACCCGCCGGAGCCGCGAGCGGACCACGCGGCGGCGAUGUGGGGACCGGACGCGCUGCUCGUGUUCGGCGGCACGGGACGAUCGACGAAAUGUUUCGACACUUUACACGUUUUGGAUUUAGCGUAUCACAAGUGGACGCAACUCACUCCUCGCGACGGGCCCUCGGCCCCGCCUCGAGCCGGGCACGCCGGCGCAUUACUUCGAGACGGGCGUUACUGGGCGCUCAUCGGCGGCGGGAACAACGUGCGCGGCUUGGACGUGUGCACGGUGCUCGAUUUAGAAGAGAUGACUUGGGUGUCGCCGGACGCGCUUCCGAGUCCUCCGGUCGUGGGCGAGGGCAUGACUCUGUGCGCGCUCAGUACGCCGGAUGGCUCGGAUGACGUCAUCAUCGCGUUCGGCGGAUACAACGGGAACUGUCAAAACGACACGCAGGUAUUACGCCUCGCGGCUGAUUUCCCGUCGCGCGGAGCCGAAGCGGACGACGACGACGCGCGAAAAGUCGCAGAAAAUGAUACGAGGAGCGACGAAGAAGAGUACGGUGAAGACGACGACGACGGCGAUGACGACGAUGACGACGACGACGAGAGAGAUAUACGAGACGAAGAAAACGACGAGAUCUCCGCCGCGGCGGUCGCCGAGCGCGUGUUGGCGUCGAUCGAUCUCGAUACGGAUCCGCCAAAGGCUGCCACCUUUUUCGGUAUCGGCGCCUCCGUCGACGCCUUACGAAACGAAAAUACCGACCUCCGAGUCGCGUUACGCCGUCUUCGAUCCGACGCCAAGCGCCUCGCGCGCGCGCACCUCCACGACGAGCGGCGCCGCUCCGAGCUCGAGCGUGACCUCUCGCGCGAGCGCGAGCGCGCGAGCGAGCUCGAGCGAAAAUUAGCCAUCCUCGCCGCCCAGUUCCACGCCAGCGUCCCCGGAGACGCCGCGUUGCUCUGA
Ostreococcus tauri is the source of this 1296-nucleotide messenger RNA. Its product is annotated as Kelch-type beta propeller. The transcript has a single exon. The record is from RefSeq and is a predicted model, not a curated record. The coding region runs from base 1 to 1296 and encodes 431 amino acids. NCBI's taxonomy places the organism in Eukaryota, Viridiplantae, Chlorophyta, Mamiellophyceae, Mamiellales, Bathycoccaceae. Gene Ontology annotation, molecular function: protein binding.